Messenger RNA from Linum trigynum, 3453 nucleotides. Lineage: Eukaryota; Viridiplantae; Streptophyta; Magnoliopsida; Malpighiales; Linaceae. The record is from the annotation of a GenBank genome assembly.
CCCAAGCCCAAAAUCCCUCUCUCCUCUCUCGCUCCACCGUCGGUCUCGUCCCUCUCUCUCGCUCCGCCCGCGGGCCUCUGCAGCAUAAACCCUAGAUCCAUCCACCGACAGAGAUCGCCGGAGCUCGGCCUCCGACCUUCGCUCCUCCCCUCUUACCUUAACCGACAUCGCCUGCUUUUCCUCCUCGUCGCUUCCUCUCUCACCGUUGGUAAAUCCCUAACCCUAAUUUUUUCUCGUUUUUUCUCCCCGUCUUCUCGCGCUUCCCGUUUCUAUGUGUUUGCUGUACCUUCAAUUGAUUGUUGUGGACUUGUUGUGUCGUAGUUUUUUCGCGCUCGUUGAAUUUCUUCGAUGGGAUUGUUGCGCGAAAGCUCUCUGAUCCGGGAGGGAGGAGAACUGAGUGAUUUUUGCGUUUUGCCAUUCUCCGGGGAGUCGUGUUGGCUUCCAUCUUGGUUGUGGUUAUCGGCCUUUUCAAAUUGAUUUGGGGAUUGGGAUAUUUUUUGGGGUUUUUUUGCCCUCGUCGUCCGCCUAGUUGCUUCUCGGGGAUUUGUUUUUUUUUUGUUUUCGGCGUCGGGAGGCGGGAGGGCGGUGGGUGAUGAAGUUCCCGCUUCUGAAUUCUCGACGAAUAUAUGGUGUUGUAGUUCCUCUAUUCACCGAGUUGGGUCGAUGGCUCGAUUGCUAAAAAUUCAUCAGUUAUGGGCCUACCUGAUAGGACAUGGUUCAUAGACAUAACAUUCCAAAGGCCCAUCUUUUGAGUAAACCGUGGUACCUGCUGUCCAGGUUUAUUGCAUAAAGUCUAUUGCUUUCUGUUUGUAGUUGUUCUCUUCUACUCUGCUCUCCACUCUUAUACAGGCCGAAGUAGUACCAUCAUGUACUAUUCCUUCCUUGGAUGAUGGAUGCAUCAGAAGAUUACUUUUUCUGGGUUGUUCAUCAUGUGUUCUACUAAGGUUGCUGAACUUUCUCUGGGUUUUUUUCUUCCUUUUAUUGGUUGGCAGUGAAAUUGGCUUUGGAGAAAAGAUGGAAAUCCCUGAAGAGAAGUAUCAGCUGACACCCGUGGAGAAUAAUGCGAAGCCAGCAAGGCGAAGGAAGACAAAGUCCCAUGUCUGGAAAUACUUCACAGUCGAGAGCAUCAGCCCUGAAUGCAAAAGGGCAUUCUGCAACACCUGCAGGAAGAGCUUCGCUUACAGCAUGGUACAGGAGAAUGGCGGCUCGAAGGUAGCCGGUACUAGCCACCUCAAGCGUCAUCUCGAGAAGGGAACCUGUGGAGCUACCGCAGGGCUCGAUAACAAUAUCGAAGGCGAUGAUCACCAGGCGACUCCUUAUACGCCUUCAACCAGGACUCGGGCCACUGCCAAUAAGAAUGCGUCUGGUGCAAGUACAGGGGUCAGCGAGUCGAGAAAGCGUCGCUACAGAUCCCCCAGCUCUGCCUACCUGGCGGUGUUCAAUCCUGACGUCUGCCGCCAGGACAUUGCUCGAAUGAUCAUCAUGCACGAUUACCCUCUUGACAUGGUCGAGCAUCCUGGGUUUCAAAGUUUCGUCCAGAGCCUUCAGCCACAGUUUGGUGCAGUCAGCAUCGACACCAUCCAAGGGGAAUGCGUCUCAUCUUACUUGAGUGAGAAACAAAAGGUUAUGAGGUUGAUCGAUGCGAUGCCAGGACGAGUCUGCCUUUCUCUUGACAUGCGCAUGUCGAGAAACAGCUUGGCUUACGUGUUCAUAACAGGCCACUUCACCGACAGCAAUUGGAAGACCCAGAAGUGGAUUCUCAAUGUUGUCCUAGAACCAUAUCCCGAUUCACAUAAUGCUCUCAGCCAUGCCGUUGCUUGUUGUCUCUCUGACUGGAGAUUGGAAAGCAAGCUGCUUUCCCUCACAUUGAACCAUCCUGUGCCUGAAGCCGGGCUCGAGAAUCUCAGGUCUCAUCUCUGCGUCAAGAAUCCACUCAUCCUGAAGGGUCAGCUCUUGCUCGGGCAAUGCAUCUCACAUACUUUCACCGCCAUGGUCAACGACAUACUGUCUGCAGGAGGUGACAUCAUUAAGAAGAUCCGUGACAACAUAAAGUACGUCACGACUUUGGAGAACCACGGGGAGAAGUUCUUGCAUCUCAAAGAACAGCUUCAGGUCCCGAGCGAGGUACAUUUGUUCCUUGACGACAAGAGUCAGUGGAAUACGACUUAUCAAAUGCUGGUAUCUGCUUCGGAACUACAAGAAGUCUUCUCUUGCUUGGACACUGUUAUUCCUGAAUACAAAGAAGCUCCAACCAUGGAAGAUUGGAAGCAGGUUGAGAGCUUAUGCACGCACUUGAGGUCACUCUUCGAUGCAAUGAACUUGCUCGUCUCUUCCCCUUCCCCUCCUGCAAUCACACUAUUCCAGGAGGGGUUUAGGAUCCAGACUACGAUCGCUUGUGCAGCAACUGGUGAUCCGUUCAUUGGCAGCUUCAUCAAAUCGAUGCAGGAGAAGAUAGACAAGUACUGGAAGGAGUGUGGCUUAAUUCUUGCAAUUUCUGUAGUCAUGGAUCCUCGUUUCAAAAUGAAGCUCGUCGAAUUCAGCUUCUCCAAACUCUUUGGUGAGGAGUCUCCUCUCUACGUUAAGAUGGUAGAUGACGGGCUCCACGAGCUGUUCGAGGAAUACGUAUCACUUCCUCUACCACCAUCACCAGCUUACGGUGGCGAUCAUGGAAACAUCGAUCGAGCAGAGGAACACAACCAGGGAGGGAAUAUUUCAGAAUACGGGUUGGCUGAUUUCGAUAUGUACAUCAUGGAAAACACCACCCAGCAGUUCAAGUCGGAGAUAGACCAGUAUCUGGACGAGAACCUCGAGGGUCGGGGCUCCAAUUUGGACGUGCUGGAAUGGUGGAAACAGAAGAGGUCGAAGUACCCGACGAUGUCGAAGAUGGCGAGGGAUAUCUUGAGCAUUCCCGUGUCGACUACCUUGCCCGAAUCGAUGUUCAGUACCAAGCCAAGGGAGCUGAGCCCGAAUGCUAGGUCCGAGACUCUUGAGCCGUUUGUGUGUACUAAGGACUGGUUGCAGCAUGGGUUGACUGAAGAUUUCGGUGGAUUAGAAAGUUUGGUGGUUUCGGAUCUUUCGAACCCUGCCUUGAAAGUUGAGUUCUAGGACUAGGAUAUUGUUCUAUGGUUUGUAUCAAAUUUUUACAGGGCCUGGUAUUGGGUAGGGGGGUGUUUAUUUGAUUUCAUUUGGCAUUUUGUUCUAGUUACUUUUAGUUGGAGGGUUUAUAGUUAUUAUUUCACGAUCGGUUAGGCUAACUGUUUUCUUUUCGUUCUUUUGUACCAUUAGAAUCAUGGAAAGAAGGAAGUUGAUGGAUUUGUUUGGACGAUGUUGCCUGAAUAUGAAUACUAGUUCAUGCUGCAUUCAUUAUCUUCCAACAGAAUUGUUAAGGACUGUAGAGUCAGAGCCCUAAAGAAGCAAAUACAUGAAAACGCCGAAUAAACGAAAACCCAGAUU